GUGCUGUUCCAGUCAAGCUCAGAGUGUGAAUAAGACGCGGUAUGGCAUCUCUAAGGCCGAUCCAACAUACUGCCCAAGAACAUGGGAUGGCUUUGGUUGCUUCCAGGAAACAGCGCCAGGAGAAACGGCUACCAUCAGUUGCCCAGCAUAUUUUGACGAGAAUGCUGAACACGGUAUUGUUGAAAAACGGUGCACAGAAAAUGGCACAUGGGCAACACAUCCUGUAAAUGGAAAUGAGUGGACGGAUUAUUCUCUCUGUGUUUCGUUAAAGGGUUAUCGAAUUCUCUAUUAUGUGUGUGUCGUGUGUCACGCCAUCAGCCUCAUGUGUUUGAUUCCCACUUGUAUCAUCUUCAUCGCAUUUAGACAACUUCGCAAGCAACAUCGAAUUCGGAUUCAUAUAAACCUCUGUGUUUCAUUUAUUCUGACGAGCAGUGCCUGGCUAGGCUGGGAUCACUUAAUUUACCGAGACAGACUGGAAAAUUCCAAAGACGACGCCAUCAUGUACAGAAAGACGUCUUGCAAAAUCCUGUACAUGAUAUCCCGCUAUUCACUGACGUGCAACUGUUUUUGGAUGUCACUAGAAGGCUUUCAUCUGCACCGGCUGAUCAACCAGGCCUUCAAAGCCCCUAAAUCAAUCCUAAGCUAUUAUUUCGUUGGCUGGCGUAA
Messenger RNA from Candidula unifasciata, 666 nucleotides. The record is from the annotation of a GenBank genome assembly. NCBI's taxonomy places the organism in Eukaryota, Metazoa, Mollusca, Gastropoda, Stylommatophora, Geomitridae.